UUCUUUUAGACUUUCCAAGGUGAAUCUUUACACCGUGCUGAGUCUGUGGAUGGAAGCGUUCCCAUCUGAUAAACAGUACCACAGUUGUAGGAAUUCACAGGUUAAAAUAACUGGUCUUGUGGUAGUACAGAAUAUGAAAAUAAUUGGCUUGCACUGUUCCAGCAAAGACUUACAUGCAGGUCAAAUAGCAAUUGUCAAGCAUGCAUCAAAUCUUCGAGGCUGUGACCUGUAUUUCUCAAGAAAGCCAUGUGCAACAUGUCUGAAAAUGAUUGUAAAUGCUGGUGUCAAUAGAAUUUCUUACUGGCCUGCUGAUCCCGAGAUAAGCCUCCUGAAUGAAAUCGGCAACAGUACAGAUGCCACACUUGAUGCCAAAGCUGUGGAGAGGCUGAAGUCAAACAGUCGUGCUCAUGUUUGUGUAUUACUUCAACCUGUGCCCUGUUACAUGCAACAGUUUGUAGAGGAAACUUCAAAGAAGAGUGACUUCCUUCAGAAAAUUUGUAAAACUGAUCCUUCUUUUAAACUGGAUGAAUAUUUUGUGAAGUAUAGGAAAAACAAAUUCAGAGAGUUUGAGCAGUUAUUUCUAAUUUUAGAACCUGAGGUGCACAAAGAUAUCUUAAAGAAAAUUGGUUUGGAAAACCUCUGUGAAGAUCCCUUCUUUAGUAAUUUGAGGCAACACAUGAAUGACCUAAUUUUCCUGCUGGCAUCAGUGAAUGCUAGUGUUCCAGACAUUUCAGAUUUUGGAUUUUAUUGCAGGGAUUUGCAGGGAACUGAAAAUGUGCAUGAACAAAGCAUAUCACAAGAAACUGCAAGGCAUUGCAUGAUACAAGCCAGAUUACUAUCAUACAGAACAGAGGAUCAUAAAAUUGGAGUAGGUGCAGUUAUCUGGGCUGAAGGAAAAUCUGGCCAUUGUGAUGGCACAGGAACGUUAUACUUAGUUGGCUGUGGUUAUAAUUGCUAUCCUGUUGGCUCUGAAUAUGCAGAUUUCCCUCAGAUGGAUGAUCAACAGAAAGACAGAGAAAUUAGGAAGUACAGAUAUAUUAUACAUGCUGAGCAAAAUGUAUUUACAUUUCGCUGUCGUGAUAUAAAAGAAGAGGAAAAAACAAUGUUUUUUGUAACCAAGUGUCCCUGUGAUGAAUGUGUGCCUUUAAUUAAAGCUGCUGGUAUUAAACAGAUAUUUACAGGAGACCUAGAUGCUGGAAAAGUUAAAGAUGACAUAACCUACAAGACAUUCUCUGAACUACAAGGAGUAAGAAAAUUUAUAUGGCAAAAUAAUCCAUUCAAAGUCUCAGCAAGUACUCACUCUGUAUCUAGAAUACUGACAACUGCAGAGGAGAGGGCUCGCGACCUGGAGGCCCACUCAGGGCACCUAGCCAGGAUGCACUGAGAGUGUGAUGGCUGCUUGGAGUGAAGAUUGCCUGACGAAGGAUUUUCUCAAUAAGAGAAUAUGUGUGGAAGUAGAAUGAAGAAUUUUAAUUAUUUAUUUAAAAAAAACUGUAACACUUUCAUUUGCCAUUAAUUUUAAACGUUUUAUUUUUAGAUAAUUUAAAGUUAUUUGAGAUGGAACAAGUUA
Protopterus annectens (West African lungfish) is the source of this 1570-nucleotide messenger RNA. RefSeq names its product cytidine and dCMP deaminase domain containing 1 (gene CDADC1). Gene Ontology annotation, cellular component: cytoplasm. Lineage: Eukaryota; Metazoa; Chordata; Ceratodontiformes; Protopteridae. Bases 50 to 1384 code for a protein of 444 amino acids. The transcript has 9 exons. The record is from RefSeq and is a predicted model, not a curated record. Gene Ontology annotation, molecular function: dCMP deaminase activity. Gene Ontology annotation, biological process: dUMP biosynthetic process; dTMP biosynthetic process.